Messenger RNA from Oenanthe melanoleuca, 4602 nucleotides. Its product is annotated as transient receptor potential cation channel subfamily M member 6-like. The record is from RefSeq and is a predicted model, not a curated record. Gene Ontology annotation, biological process: protein phosphorylation. The coding region runs from base 468 to 1370 and encodes 300 amino acids. Lineage: Eukaryota; Metazoa; Chordata; Aves; Passeriformes; Muscicapidae. Gene Ontology annotation, molecular function: protein serine/threonine kinase activity; ATP binding. The transcript has 13 exons.
CUUUCAUCCGUAGUACUUGCUAGACAAAACCAACAGGUCUUCUGCAGUUUGUGACAAAAUUGUGAAAAUCUGUUUCUCAGCUGGAGGUGAUUAGAGUGGAUGAUUGUCCCCAGCACACUCAAGUGAACUCAGAGCCUGCAGAGAUCAAUGUCUGGAAUGAGGAAGAGAAACACAGCAAGAAUUGGCUCACCGUGUCUAAUUUCAGUCAGCUAAGUUUGGAACGUCUCUAUUACAAGCACCAGAAAAUUAAAAAUCCAGAUGUUGGUAGACAUACCAUACCAUUCUGUGAUUACCUGAAGCAUUCUCAACAGGAUUUCAGUAAUAACAUAUUUGGAAACACCAAGAAAAACAAUCUGAACAGGAAUUCCUCAUUGAGAACUCCAGAGGAAACUGACAAUGUCUUCUCCUGCUUGAAAACAUCUCAAGAUUUGCACCUUCACUACUCAGCUGUUGAAAGAAACAACUUAAUGAGACUUGCUCAGACCAUACCAUUUACACCAGUCCAGCUCUUUGCUGGAGAGGAAGUGACAGUCUAUCAACUAGAAGAAAGUUCACCUAUGAAUCUUGAUAAAAGCAUGUCUUCCUGGUCCCAGUGUGGCACAACUGCAAUGAUCCAAGUCCUGUCACGGGAGGAGAUGGAUGGGGGUCUGCGGAGGGCCAUGAAGGUCAUUUGCACUUGGUCUGAGAGUGAUGCAUUAAAGCUGGGACAAGUAUUUAUUGUGAAGUCUUUCCUGCCAGAGGUGGUUCAAACUUGGCAAAAGAUCUUCCACCAUGGCACAGUAUUGCAUCUCUGUCUGAGGGAGAUUCAACAGCAAAGGGUUGCUCAGAAGUUAAUCUAUACCUUCAAUCAAGUGAAGCCUCACACUAUUCCCUAUACUCCAAGGUUCCUGGAAGUUUUCCUCAUCUACUGCCACUCAGCAAACCAGUGGCUGACCAUCGAGAAGUACAUGACUGGUGAAUUUCGGAAAUACAACAACAACAAUGGAGAUGAGAUUACUCCCAUCAGCCUGCUGGAAGAGCUGAUGCUGGCCUUCUCCCACUGGACCUACGUCUACACCCGCGGGGAGCUACUUGUCCUGGAUUUGCAAGGUGUUGGGGAAAACCUUACAGAUCCAUCUGUGAUUAAACCUGAAGACAAAAAGUCUGGAAAGAUGAUGUUUGGACCAGCAAACCUAGGAGAAGAUGCAAUAAGAAACUUUAUUGCAAAGCAUCGUUGCAAUUCUUGCUGCAGAAAGCUGAAACUUCCUGAUUUGAGAAGAAGUGACUACAUGUUGGAAACUGCUGGUCCAGCCUUCGGAAUAGAAAUGGAAACAAGCACCAAAGAACCUGAUGAUGCAGAUGAGCCUUCUGAGUAUGACUCACAGCUGUGAUGCAGAGAACCCAUCUUUUAUGUUUCAAAACCUGUCCCUUAUCACUGCCAAGAAUUUGUCCAAAAUCACAAGAUACAGGUGACUGAGUGGAGCAUCUGUCUGCCCUGGCUAGACCCUACAGACGAGGAUUGAAAAAAAUUAGCUUUAUUUACUCCCCUUCCAUGUUCUUGUGCUGGUCUUUCUUGUACAGAUUAAUGAAUUGCCAGGAGCAGGUCACCCCUUGCCUGGAUCAACUGUCCUGCCAGUGCCUUUUUUAAAAUAACGUGGAUCAUGGUUCCAAAUUGCAUUUUCUUAGGAAAAUGACUGUGACACAUUUAUUUCAAAGUGGAAGUAAUUUUUGUCUUUUCUGUUCUUUAGUGAAUAAAUGAAUGUAUAUAUAUAUGAAUCAUUAAUUUUCAGUCAGAGCCCAUUCAGUCUUCUGCUCAGUUUUCUUGAGCAUAAAGGACUCUCCAGGAAAUUGCAGAAAUACUGCUUUCUCUUUAUCAUUGAUUUUGAUGCAGAGACAAAUGAAGAAUAUGUGAGAAAUUAAUUUUUGUUUUAAAAAGUAGUCAUGACAGACUGAAAAAUUUUGUAGGAAUUUUGUCUUCAAUUUUUUUCACAUACCAAGAAAAAGUUGCUCAGUAAAGUGGCAAAUUAUGGGAUCCAUAGGUAUUGAUUUUUCUUAUUUUGAGUUGAAAAAGUUGGAUAUUCUGUUAUUCUGGAUAUUAAUACAAACAUAUGAAUGUCAUUUGACUUUUAGGACUUGCAUGUCUUUAUAAUAUUUUAGCUUCUGAAUGUCAUAAAAUUGCAAUUUUAUGAUUUCUAAAAACUUUAGAAGUCAUAAAGAAUCCUAUGUUCCAUUUGGUAUUUAACUUGUCAAUGUCAGGCUGAAUGUGUUGGUGUCCUCUGAUUACAGAUGAAGUUCAGAAAACAAAAAAAAAAAAAAAAUCAAUCUGUGCAAUAGGAUUUUUGUAGAGUAAAAACUGAAAAGAAGUUUUCACCAGAAGUAUUUCUAACACAACUGCUGUUCUGAUGCAGGUCACACUACUGAAGCGACUUUGUACUUUGGUACAAAAAAUCUAAUGUUUUUUUGAGUAAAAAAAACCUAAUGUUGAAAUGUCAGUCAUUAGGAAACUUUAUACUCUAAUUAAGAAACAAAUCAUAUUUCUACUACAGCUGGCAGUGAAUUUUAAGGUGUAAGGGGGCUUUUUAUUAUGAUCUGUGAUUUAUUUGGUGUAUUUAGUGUCUACAUACACAUAGGAUUUGGAAGUUACAUGUUCCCAGUUUUUAUAUUGAUUAUGAUAUUGAUGUUGAAGUAAUCAGCACUGCAAACAGUCAUUGAAGUAAUCAUCUACACCAUGUUUAGCUGAGAUGCCUUCAGUUUCUGAGAGCAUUCAGAAGAGGUUCCGAUUGUUUUUUUUCUUUUUAACAUAAUUUGAUAGAACCCCCCAUAUUUUUCCCCAUCAGAUUAUACUACUUAUUUUGCAAGAUACGUAGUUUCCUUUGGCUCUUAUUUUUUGGAAGGAAGUCAAUAUACCAGAAAACUUAGCUUGUCUGUGAAAGAGAUAGUUUGAUUUCAUCUCUGCAGACUGACAGUGAACUUUGGUCCAUGUGCCUAUAAAGUAAUAAUUCUGCUUCCUGUGGUUAUAAUUUUAAAAUCUGACUUUAGGGAGGUAUGUACUUACAUGAAUUCAAAUAUACUUUAAAGAGAGAUCUUUCUCUCAAGGGUUUCUAACUAUUUGUAUGCCCCUAAAUUCAUUUAAGUUAAAUGACACAAAAAUAUGUCUUUAAACUCAAAGACAGUGUAAUUCCUGCCCUGAUAGUUCCCCUCAAAUGUUGCCAUAAAUUCAGAAUACAUAUAUAUUAUGCAAAUCAAAUUAAUUCUAGACCAGGCUGGGCCUGAGCACCUUUAAUUUCCUUACAAGUUUUGAAGGCAUGCACCAAUUAUUCUUCAGAUUAACUUUUCUUGACAAUGCUACUGUUGCCUGCAAGAGUGGGUGGCUCCUGAUUCAUAGCAACACUUGUGAGAAUUCUUAUGAUGUAGAGCUAGCUCAGUGUAGAUUAAUCUUAUUCCUUCUUGUCAGUAUCUGUCAAGGUAAAUACUACAUUACAGUAUGAAGUUGGGGAUCCUUGCAAGAUACUUAUCUGUGUUAAAAUGUAGUCUAUUUAAUUUUAUAGCUAUUUAAUUUUGGUCAGUGUGAAAUAUUAAGUGGAUGAAACAAGAAAAUGAGGUAUUUCAAAUGGUUCCAUUGUAUAUUUUUAUCCUUGCACUAAUUUUUCCCUGUGUGGAGACAAUAAGUUGAAAAGUCCAGUAAUUUUGCUGGCUGAUAAAUAAUGCCUCACCUUUCUUUUUGCAUUUUUUGGGAGUGCUGACUCACAUUUCACUGAACUGUAAAUUUAAGUAUUUGAUUAAAGAUCUUCCUCCCCUCCCUUUUCACAAUUCAGUAAUAAAUUGUAUUGAAAAUAAUUACAAAAAUUCUUUUGAGAUCUUGGUGUCUUUCUUACUGCAAAUUCUGUACAUUCUUUAAAUUGUCUUUUGUUUUUUAAAUACUGAUCUUGGAUUGAAGCACAUGCCUACUGAACACAUGAAAAAAAUAAACCCCAGCAGCCUUUAAUGGGCACAGCAGUUACCCCCGCACACACUAAAACUGGGGUUCAUGUGAAAUGAAAGAUGUGGAAGUCAGGUUCUUUCUCCAACUGCUUGACAACUAGAGAGGAAGAAAAAUCGUUUGUCAAACCAAACCAUAGCAGUUUCUGAUUAUUAGUUUCAAUAUUUGUUUAUGCUGAAAAGCACAAACAGGGAUUUAUUUUAUAAUUCUGGUGGGUUCAGGAAAAAAAAAAAAAAAAGGCCUGUUUAUUUUUAUGUCAGGCAGUAAAGUUUUGAAAAAACAAAACAAAACAAAAAAUCCACCAGUGUAUUUAUAAGCUCACUUUUUAAUAGGAGCUUAAAAGAAGCUUACUUAGCAAUUCAGUUGGGGAUUAUCCACAGGAAAAUGUUUUUUUGGCAUCUGCUGCAUUGGAGAUGUCACUGGAACGUAUGAAAAAUAUUCAAAAAUUGCAAACCUCACACUCAGGAAGGCUUUCUUUUCUUUUAUUCAUGAUUGUGGUGUAUUUGGAAUUAUUCAUUUAUUGUUAGUGCAAUAAAAUCAAAAGGGAUAUUACACAUGUAUUUUCUAGAAAUGAAUUUGUAUUUGUUGUGGUUUUGUCAAUCUAUUUCAUAUUAUUUCUAAAGAAUAAAAGAACAUUUUCACAA